GGUGAAGGCGGCCGGAUCCAGCAUGUGGGGCCAGGGGAAGUUUGCUGCUUCGAGUGCAGCUGCGGCCGAGGAGAGUGAGAGUCUUUCAGGGAUUGUCCAAGUGGAUGAAGAUACACAUUGCAAUAAAGUUGAAGAUGUGGUUGGAAGUCAUGUAGAAGAUGCAGUGACAUUUUGGGCCCAGAAUAUCAAUAGAAAUAAGGAUAUUAUAAAGAUUGGUUCUUUACUGUCAGAAGUUUGUCCUCAUGCCAAUUCAGUUUUUGGGAAUCUUGAUUCAAAGAAGAUUUAUGGAGGAUUAUUUUCUGAAGAUAAGUGUUGGUACAGAUGCAAAGUACUGAAAGUCAUCAACGAUGAAAAGUGUCUGGUGAGGUACAUUGACUAUGGAAAUACUGAAAUUCUGAACCGAUCUGAUAUUGUAGAAAUUUCUUCAGAACUACAGUUUUCUAGUGUUGCCAAAAAGUAUAGACUGUGGGGACUACAGAUUCCUUCUGGCCAAGAAGUUACCCAGUUUGAUCAGGGCAGAACCUUUUUGGGGAGUUUGAUUUUUGAAAAGCAAAUAAAAAUGAAAAUUAAAGCAACCUAUCAAGAUGGAACAGUCAUUGCUCAGGCUGAAUAUGGUGGUGUAGAUAUUGGAGAAGAAGUGGCUAAAAAAGGAUUUGCAGAAAAAUGCAAACUUACUUCCAGCUCUCAAGUCUGUGAAGAAAAGAAAUCGGACCCUAGUCAUCUUACCCUCAGGAAUCUCAAGAAUACAAUUCCCUUGUGGGGGCACCGAUCCAACCAAUCAAACUUCAGCAGGCCAAAAGGGCGUUUAAAUGGGAGGCUUCCUCUUGACUUGCAGGAUGAGAGUAGGUCAAGAAGUCAAGUGACAUUUCCAAAGGAAAGUUUGGCUGUUGGUAACUUUAAUUUAGGAUCUAAUGUUAGUCUGGAAAAAAUUAAGCAAGACCAGAAACUGAUGGAAGAGAAUGAAAAACUUAAAAAUGAGAAAGAAGUUCUACUUGAAAGUUACAAGGCAUUAGAAUUGAAAAUAGAACAGACUUCCCAGGAGCUACAGCAAGAGAAAGCAACUACUAUGGAUUUGACUAAACAUUUAGAAAGUACUCGGAAGACUCGUGUGGGUACCAGAAUGAAAAAUCUGGCAGCUAAAGUGGAAAUAUUGAAAGAAAUUAGACGUGUGAACAUCAGUUUUGGAAAUGACCUUUCAGAUGCUAUUCAAGUAUUGAAUGAAGGGUACAUUACUACUCCAACUUCUUUAACUGAAUUAGAAAAAGUUUGGGCAGAAUACAAUCUGGCUCAGAAGAAUAUUCAAAGUUGUUAUAAUGAGGAUGAAGGGAAUAUUUUGAUUGCUGAAAGAAAUGAAGUGCAACAGAAGCUAUACAUGACAGUAGAUGUUUUUAUUCUGGAAGUAGACGACUUACCACUUAAUAAACGCCUGAAAACACUUAAGGAUUUAUCUACCUCUUUAGCAGCAGUGUAUGGACAAGCUAAAGAAGGAACAAACUCUGAAGAAAUACUUAGAAAAUUUUAUGAUUGGAAGUGUGAUAAAGGAAAGGAGUUCACAAGUGUUAGGAAUGAAACAGAGGCUUCUUUGCAGCAUCUUAUAGCAUGGUUCCAGAGCAUCCUAAAGGUUUUUGAUCUUUCUUUGGAAAAAUCACUGACUUCUCAAAUCAAAAUUGAUGAUAUUGAUGACAUCCUAGAAAAGACUGAAUCGUGUGUUUGCAAAGAGCUGGAGUUAGCUCUAACUGAACAACAUGAUGCAGACAAAGAGAUCAUUUUAAAUACAUAUAGUCAAGUAUUACAGAAGAUCUAUUUAGAGGAAAGGCUCAUUGUUACACUACAGUCCAAGUAUAAGGACAGCGUUGAGUUUAAAAGUCAGAUUAUUGAAUGUUUAAAUAAGAAACCCAGUGUGGAUCACUUGCUGUCCAUUAAGAAAAUGCUGAAAAGCUUGAAAGCUCAACUGAGAUGGAAACUGGUGGAAAAGAAUAAUUUGGAAGAAUCUGAUGACCAUGAUGGAUCUGAAAUUGAGAAAAUAAAACAAGAAAUUACUGAGUUACGUUAUAGUGUCUUUCAGGAAAUUUAUCAUGAGAGGGAAGAGUAUGAGAUGCUGAGUAACUUGGCACAGAAAUGGCUCCCUGAGCUUCCUCUACUUCACCCUGAAAUAGAAUUACUAAAAUACAUGGACUCUGGUGGUCUUCUUACUACAAGCUUGGAACGAGAUCUUCUUGAUGGUGAGCCCAUGAAGGUACUUAGUAGCAAGCGUCCUGUGGUAUGCUCUGAAGUUAAUGGGAAGCCAGUUCUUUUAAAGGGCUUUUCUGUGGAUGUUGAUACAGAAGUUAAGGUGAUUCAGAGAGCAGCCAGUUACUACAAAGCUUGUAAAGAAACUAGAGAGGAGUCUGGGUUACUGCCAUUGAUAUUCCUGUUUUUGUGUAAGUCUGAUCCAAUGGCUUAUCUGAUGGUUCCAUAUUAUCCUAAGGCAAACUUGAGUGCAGUUCAAGCCAGUAGGCCUUUAACUUCAGAAGAAGCUUUAAAAGUCAUGAAAGGUGUUGCCCAGGGCCUGCAUACAUUACACAAAGCUGGCAUAAUUCAUGGAUCACUUCAUCAGAACAAUAUAUUUGCUUUAAAUCGUGAACAAGGAAUUGUUGGAGAUUUUGACUUCACCAAAUCUGUGUGUCAGAGAGCCUCAGUGAACAUGAUGGUUGGUGGACUGAGUUUGAUGUCACCUGAAUUGAAGAUGGGAAAGGCUCCUUCCCCAAGUUCAGACUUAUAUGCUUAUGGCUGCCUUUUAUUAUGGCUUUCUGUUCAGAAUCAGGAAUUUGAGACAAAUGAAGAUGGAAUCCCCAAAGUGGAUCAGUUUCAUUUGGAUGAUAAUGUCAAGUCUCUCCUCUGUAGCUUGAUAAACUUUAGAAGUUCAAUGACUUCUGAACAAGUUUUGAAUGCUGAAUGUUUCUUGCUGCCAAAGGGGAAGUCAAUUCCAAACCCAGAAAAAGAGGUGGAAUAUGUUCAAUAUAAAAAGGAAGACGAAUUAAAGAUGGAGAACCUAGAUAACUAUAAAGAAAACAGAAGAGGUAGUGAAGCCAACAUUGAGUGAUAAAUUGCGACUCUUUUGUAGGUAGUAUUCCUUUAAAAGCUUGAUGAAUAGACAAAAAAUAUGGAAAAUGUUCUUGAGCUAGUUGGACUGUGUGUUCAGGUUGCAA
Molecule: messenger RNA, 3188 nt
Organism: Dipodomys spectabilis (banner-tailed kangaroo rat)
Lineage: Eukaryota; Metazoa; Chordata; Mammalia; Rodentia; Heteromyidae
Gene: Stk31
Product: serine/threonine kinase 31
Exons: 24
Coding region: 23-3082 (1019 amino acids)
Biological process (GO): protein phosphorylation
Molecular function (GO): protein kinase activity; ATP binding
Source: RefSeq, a predicted model, not a curated record